Messenger RNA from Neomonachus schauinslandi (Hawaiian monk seal), 3269 nucleotides. It is a transcript of the gene UBXN7, whose product is annotated as UBX domain protein 7. Lineage: Eukaryota; Metazoa; Chordata; Mammalia; Carnivora; Phocidae. Gene Ontology annotation, cellular component: nucleus. The transcript has 11 exons. The coding region runs from base 55 to 1524 and encodes 489 amino acids. Gene Ontology annotation, biological process: proteasome-mediated ubiquitin-dependent protein catabolic process. Gene Ontology annotation, molecular function: ubiquitin binding. The record is from RefSeq and is a predicted model, not a curated record.
GGCGGUCCGUGUGUGUCUGUGUUGUUGUUCGGCGGCAGCGGCGGCGGCGGUAAGAUGGCUGCCCACGGGGGCUCCGCGGCGUCCUCGGCGCUGAAGGGGUUAAUUCAGCAGUUCACCGCCAUCACCGGUGCAAGCGAAAGUGUAGGGAAACAUAUGCUCGAAGCCUGCAACAAUAAUCUGGAGAUGGCAGUCACUAUGUUUUUGGAUGGUGGAGGAAUUGCUGAAGAGCCCAGUACCAGUUCAGCAAGUGUCUCCACAGUCAGACCACACACAGAAGAAGAAGUUCGUGCCCCAAUUCCUCAGAAACAGGAAAUAUUGGUGGAACCAGAACCUUUGUUUGGUGCUCCUAAAAGACGACGGCCUGCACGUUCAAUAUUUGAUGGUUUCCGAGAUUUCCAGACUGAAACUAUUCGGCAAGAACAGGAAUUAAGAAAUGGAGGAGCAAUAGAUAAGAAACUAACUACCCUUGCAGAUCUCUUCCGGCCACCCAUUGAUUUGAUGCAUAAAGGCAGCUUUGAAACAGCCAAAGAGUGCGGCCAGAUGCAAAAUAAGUGGCUAAUGAUAAACAUUCAAAAUGUACAAGACUUUGCAUGCCAGUGCCUCAACCGUGAUGUAUGGAGCAAUGAAGCUGUGAAGAAUAUUAUCCGGGAACAUUUCAUUUUCUGGCAGGUUUAUCAUGACAGUGAGGAAGGUCAGAGAUACAUACAGUUUUAUAAGCUGGGGGAUUUCCCCUAUGUUUCCAUCCUGGAUCCACGGACAGGUCAGAAGCUAGUAGAGUGGCACCAAUUAGAUGUAUCUUCUUUCUUGGAUCAAGUGACAGGAUUUCUGGGUGAACAUGGCCAACUGGAUGGACUUUCUAGCAGUCCCCCCAAAAAAUGUGCCCGUUCAGAGAGCCUUAUAGAUGCAAGUGAAGACAGCCAGCUAGAAGCUGCCAUCAGAGCCUCCUUGCAAGAGACACACUUUGAUUCAACACAGACAAAACAGGAUAGCCGCUCAGAUGAAGAAUCUGAAUCUGAACUUUUUUCUGGCAGUGAGGAGUUCAUAUCCGUUUGUGGCUCUGAUGAAGAAGAGGAGAUAGAGAAUCUUGCCAAGUCCAGAAAAUCUCCCCACAAAGAUUUGGGGCAUAGAAAAGAGGAGAACAGAAGGCCACUAACUGAACCCCCAGCCAGAACUGAGCCUGGAGCAGCCACAAACCACCAAGGAUUGCCAGCCGUGGAUUCAGAAAUAUUGGAGAUGUCACCUGAAAAAUCAGAUGGAAUAGUGGAGGGCAUAGAUGUAAAUGGACCAAAAGCACAGCUGAUGUUGCGGUAUCCAGAUGGAAAAAGGGAACAGAUCACUCUUCCAGAGCAAGCUAAACUGUUGGCUUUGGUGAAGCACGUCCAGUCUAAAGGAUAUCCAAAUGAACGUUUUGAACUUCUCACCAACUUCCCUCGAAGGAAACUCUCUCAUCUGGACUAUGACAUUACAUUACAGGAGGCAGGCCUUUGUCCUCAAGAGACUGUCUUUGUACAGGAAAGAAAUUAACAUCAUGGCCUGACCUCUCUCAGUUUACCCCUUUUUUCCCUUUCCUGUGAGAUACCAUGUCACUAAGUAUGCAUUUUGGCUCAUAGGACCAUAGAGCCAAAGUUGGGCAAGCAAGUCACCUGCCUUCUCUUUUAUUUCUCGCUCUCUCCUAUAUUCAGUCUAUUUUCCCCCUCCCCCCACCUUUUCAGUCCUCUUCUAUUUUCUUCUUUUUCCUACUAUUCUUUCUUUCUUACCUAAUCUGGUGACCAAAUGGAAGUGUAAGGAUUAGACCUCCUAGUACUGGCAGCAGGAAAUGUGUGUUCCAAUAAGUGGUCUCUUGCACGGCACUUUUUUGGGAUCAAAUGAUAAUGUUACUCCUCAGAUCCUUUGGUAAAGGAAUGGCUAGAUUCAGAAUAAGAACAACCUCCUUUUUUUGUAAGCCCCAUUUUUGGUAGGGAAAAGAAACUCUAUAACACAUGUUUUGUUUUGUUGUUCAUGUAAGAAAUAUCACGUGACAAAAUAUCCAGGCUUCCGUUUACAUGGAAAAAGCAUCCCUUAUAAUUAUUGCUCAUCAUAUUUAAAAUUUUUUUCAACGGAUUCCCAUGUUCCCAGCUAGAAUUAUUUCCAUGGUAUGUGUUAUUGGCAGAAUGAGUGUUAAAUGUAGGGUGAGUAGCAUGGGGUGGCUUUCAAUAUCCUAGCCUGAAACAGCUUUCUUCAUUAUUACUUUAUAAACUGUAUUGAUCCUGCUAGUCCUGAAAGGGACAUUUAGUGAGGCUCUUGUGGUGAUUAGAAUAGGAAGGUGCUUGCUGUUUUUGCCAGUACAGCAUACUAGUUCCCUUGGCCCUUCCAUUGUUUGGGUCCACAAGUGAUCAAUGGGAAGGCAGCUGUUCAAUAAUCAUGCAGUCCAGUGGCUUGUAGUUGUAACCACUAUGGUUAUUGAUCGUCCUAUGGGCUUUAAGGCAUACUUAUGUAUGUCCUGGGGGGAAAAAGAAGAUGAUGCAGCUGAGAGUUGCUAACCAUGUUCCUGUGGUUAGAAUGAUUCAUUUUUUUUUUACCCCCGGUUGGAAUAGUUUCUAAAAGGCUCUGGUGACUGAAUGAGCUUAAAUUCCUCUACUGUUUUCUUGCAAAAGGUAUCAAAACUGAAAGCCUCUGUAAGGGGAAGACCUUUAAAUUCAAUUUAUAAGACAACAUUUAGUAAGGGAGGUGGAGAAGAUUAUCAGCAGUCUUCAGAUGUUGUGGGGUUUUUCUGCCAACAAAAGCCACAUUCAAAAUGUAGUUGGUGAAAGCUUUUUUCCGUAUUACUUAGAAGAGGCCAUCUUGAAUCUAUGUAAUACUGUUUGACUUAGCACCUUCACUGUAUGCUCAAUUCUUAUUUUGAGCUUUAGGGUCCUCUGAAGGGGUAGUAAUGAUUCUGGUGGCAAAAUCAGAAUUUUAACCUUGUUAUAUAGAAUGGGCCUAUUUUGUCAAUUGGGGAUUUGGAUCGAUCGAUUCUUCUACUUGAGGAACAUAAAUUGCUAUUGCUCAGAGACCUUUAGGUUCCCAUCUACUUUAAGAUCACUCUCUUGGCAACUAGGGGAUUAAAAAAAAAAGAUGCUCAUGUGUUGCUAGUACACAAUUAGAGAAUAUGGUUUCUAAUGGUUGGAUUUAGAGGGAUCCUUCCUAAAGAAUGAGUUAUGUAUCUCCUCAAGGAAAUCAUGGAAAAUUCUGUUUAUUCUUCAGUGAGUCCUUUUGAAUUAAUGUUCUUACAUUUUUUUCUAAGUCUGUGU